This is a messenger RNA of Rhizophagus irregularis DAOM 181602=DAOM 197198, 435 nucleotides long. The record is from RefSeq and is a predicted model, not a curated record. NCBI's taxonomy places the organism in Eukaryota, Fungi, Glomeromycota, Glomeromycetes, Glomerales, Glomeraceae.
AUGUCUCUUGAGUGGAAUAAUGAACAAACCCACUUUCUCAUCAAUGAACGUAAAAAUGGUAAUGAAGAAUAUCACUGUACCCCUAAUCGUAAUAAGAGAAUCUUUUGGGAAAAAAUAGCAGAGAAGCUCAACGAAGUUAAUAAUUUGAAUUAUUUUACCGGGAAAGCUUGCAAUAAGAAAUUUUUAUUAUUAACUCGAGCAUAUUAUUCGACUAAAGCCUAUUAUGAAGGAACUAAAAAUAAGAGGAGUCUUAAAAAGGAGAUUGAGGGAUAUUUAUUGUUUCUAGGAACACAACGUCCAUCAUCAUCUAAUACAACCGUCUCCACAACACCUUUACCAACACUCUUGACAGUCGUAUCAGAUGGGCAGUCAUCUUCUGAGAGUUUGAAUCCUUUCGAAACAGGGUCUGAUACUUCUAGUAACGCCUUCUAUUGA